AUGCGUGGUCGUUCAGGAUGGCGUCGUUCUGGUGGAGGAAACGGUGGUGGAGGUGUCGGUGGUCCUAUGUUUCAAACGGGACCCCCAGGACCUUACGGCGCACCUGUACCUCCGCAUCCAGGCCCAGUCUAUGCAUGUUGGCCGGCCCCGUUCGACCUAACUUUGUGUGAGGCCACUUUUCCGAGGGCCAAGGAAGUGGAGGACUCUGAUCUUGCUCAGGCAAUCAAUAAACGACAUCAGGAAAUUAUGCCCACUAGUGCUGAGCAGUCGGCCGUCGUUAGCUUGGUGAACAAAGUGAAAGGUGCGCUCCAGAAGAUUGCAUCGAAUCCGGAUCAGUCUGCCUCAAUGGUACUGGAAGAAUUUCGUGAAGUGGGAUCAUUCCGUAAGGAAACAAUGCUUGCUGGUCACAACGUUGCCGAUAUUGUCGUUGUUUUCAGAUCACUGCCAACUUGUGAGUUCGUUCAACUCCUCUGUUUCUCCAGUUCAUCAAUUUGA
Anisakis simplex (herring worm) is the source of this 495-nucleotide messenger RNA. The record is from the annotation of a GenBank genome assembly. Lineage: Eukaryota; Metazoa; Nematoda; Chromadorea; Rhabditida; Anisakidae.